This is a messenger RNA of Colletotrichum graminicola M1.001, 411 nucleotides long. RefSeq lists its product as uncharacterized. The transcript is spliced from 2 exons. The coding region runs from base 1 to 411 and encodes 136 amino acids. Lineage: Eukaryota; Fungi; Ascomycota; Sordariomycetes; Glomerellales; Glomerellaceae. The record is from RefSeq and is a predicted model, not a curated record.
AUGAGAGUUUUGCUGAAGAACAGAUCCCAGAAGACUUCUAGAACACGGAACAGAUCUUCUCCCACACCCCCCGCCUGCAGCAUGCAGGGAGGUGCCGAGUCGAGAGGCCAAGGCCGAAAGCCGGCCUUGCAGCAGCAGCAGCAGCAGCAGCAGCAGCAGCAACGCGCCAGCGCGAGUUCUGGAGUUCGGCGGCAUGACUCAGGCAAGAGGCGCGCGCGGGAUGCAAACCGCAUCAUGGAAGGCCCCUGGGCGGGAACGGGGCGGGAUCCAUGGGAUGGACAUCUAGCGCCGCUGGCGCUAGCCGAAGGCUUGGGACGAGCAGCGGCCAACGACGGCUGUCGGCCUUCCCUCCACCUCUUGCACAUGGUGGUCGGAGAUGCUGGCCGGAGAGCAAGCGGCCACGUCAACUAG